Molecule: messenger RNA, 2263 nt
Organism: Cuscuta campestris
Lineage: Eukaryota; Viridiplantae; Streptophyta; Magnoliopsida; Solanales; Convolvulaceae
Source: the annotation of a GenBank genome assembly
AAUAAUAUGGCGGCGUUUGUGGAUUUCCUGGCCCUUGUUUCUUCACUCUACCUUCAAUCCUUCAAUAUAAUCCACUAUCGUCCCCCCACAAAAGUAGUAAGGUAGUGGCGGCCAUUGCACUAAUCUCUCCGCCGUUUUCUGAUUUCGAUUGAUUGUUUCUUUUUCGUCUGCCGAUCCGAUUAUCGAUCCAAUCUUCCUGCUCGUUCAUGCCCUCUCAGUGGUGAUCGAACUCGUGUAACCAUGGAGAAGACAGAUCAUGGACAUAAGUUAUAUACAAGGAUGAGGCUCUGGGAGUUUCCGGAUCAAUAUGUUAUUGAGCCUUCUGAUGGAUCUUCUGGUUCACAUUUGGCAGUCAGUCGGGCGGAUGCGUCUAUGAGUUUAAUCGAUGAUAUACCGCAUUACAGCUCACUCCGUGUUCCUAAAAUUAAGGAAAUCUUUGGUGUUGCUGGGAUGCUAAAGCUUGUGGCAGGAUCAUACUUAAUCGUAAUAACGGAUCGCGAAUGUGUUGGUUCUUACAUGGGGCAUCCAAUUUUUAAAGUUGCAUCCUUGAAGGUUUUACCAUGUGACCAUUCCCUCAAGAACUCUCCUAUAGAACAGAAAAAAAUGGAAGCAGAGUUUUCCGGUUUACUAAAUGUUGCAGAGCAUACUCUAGGCCUGUACUUUUCUUAUGAAGUCAAUGUAACACUGAGCUUACAGAGGUUAAAUGAUUUGGGUGAAUCUAAACUACUCCCUCUUUGGAGACAGGCAGACCCUCGGUUUGUGUGGAACAACUACAUGAUGGAAGUUCUUAUAGAUAGCAAGCUCGACCCAUUCUUGCUACCUGUUGUCCAAGGCAGUUAUCACCACUUUCAAGCAGCCAUUGGGAAAGAUAUCAUUGAUGUUACACUGAUUGCACGAAGGUGCAAUAGAAGAACUGGCACACGGAUGUGGAGGAGAGGUGCUGAUUCUGAUGGAUAUGUUGCAAAUUUUGUGGAAAGUGAACAAAUCUUGCAAAUGAAUGGUUUAACAGCAUCAUUUGUUCAGGUCAGAGGGUCAAUCCCAUUAUUGUGGGAUCAGAUUGUUGAUUUGACGUAUAAGCCCAAGUUCGAGAUAGUAAGACAAGAGGAAGCACCUCGAGUGAUUGAGAGGCACUUUUUGGAUCUGAGAAAGAAAUAUGGGAAUGUGAUUGCUGUUGAUCUUGUCAAUAAGCAUGGAGGAGAAGGGCACUUAAGUGAAAAGUUCUGCAAUGCAAUGCAACAUAUUGCCGGUGAAGAUGUGAAAUACUUGCAUUUUGAUUUUCAUCACAUAUGUGGGCAUGUUCAUUUUGAGAACCUCUCCUUUCUUUAUAAUCAAAUUGAAGACUUCCUCACCAAAAACAGGUACUUUCUACUGAAUGAAAAAGGUGAGCAACUUGAGGCUCAACUUGGAAUUGUGAGGACUAAUUGCAUAGAUUGCUUAGACCGAACAAAUGUCACACAGAGCAUGAUUGGUAGGAAAAUGUUGGAAUUUCAAUUCAAAAGACUGGGUGUGUUUGGUGCUGAAGACACCAUUAGCAGCCACCCCAACCUUGAUGAGAGCUUCAAAAAUUUAUGGGCUGAUCAUGGCGAUGAUAUAAGUAUACAAUAUUCUGGAACUCCUGCUUUAAAGGGGGAUUUUGUGAGGUGUGGUCAAAGAACACCCCAAGGCAUUCUCGCCGAUGGCUAUAAUGCCCUAAAACGCUACUACUUGAACAAUUUCCGGGACGGUAUCAAACAGGAUGCAAUUGAUUUAUUGCAAGGGCAUUACAUUGUCUCUGUUGCCCGAGACCCUAUGCAGACAUCUCAAAGGGCAGGCAUUGAAGCUGUUGCUUCAUUUCCGCUAGCUUUUGCACUGAUUAUUCUCGGGCUAUUUUUUGCUGCCUUGUCGCUAAGACGAGUUCGAAAUGAUCCAUGGAACCUUUUGUCUUCAAUGAUUUGGGGAGGUAUGAGUUUGGGAAUAGCUGCUUUUGUGAAGGCCAAUGGUCGUGUGUUUUGCAACCGUCCACGUCUCCAUCAACCCAGGCGCUGAUCUUCUGAAACCCCAUUUUCAUAUGCAUUUUUUUAAUUGUAAAGAUCUCAUUUAUUCAUUAAUGAACAAUAAUCCUACACUUCGAAUUUCAACAAUGUACAACACACACUACUUUGCUUAUUAUCUACUUAUGAAAAAAAUAUAUUUGUAUCUAACAUCUUUGCAUCAAUAGAAUGGUACAAUUGGCACAACUCUUCAAAAGCUUCAAUGAUCUUAGGCAUAAAAUGGUCUAGUGGUG